This is a messenger RNA of Dentiscutata erythropus, 1596 nucleotides long. Lineage: Eukaryota; Fungi; Glomeromycota; Glomeromycetes; Diversisporales; Gigasporaceae. The record is from the annotation of a GenBank genome assembly.
AUGGCUGCAAAAUUACCUUAUUUAUGUCUUAAGGAAAUUUUCGAAUAUAUUUUCAUAAAUCGUGCCGCAACGAAAUUGUCAGAUAUUUUAUCUUGCAUUCAUGUUAAUAAGGAUUGGUGUAAAAUUGCUAUCCCAAUUUUAUGGAGAGACCCAUUUGAUAAUAACCUUCAAUUCGAACAUGUCACGAAGCUAGUAGAUGUAUAUAUCGCUAGUUUUCCACCAACAUUACAAAAUCUUUUAAACCUUCCAUCAAAAGAUUUGUAUGCAACAAAUCCAAGCUUUAAUUAUGCCAAAUUUUUGCGAAGGAUGAACCUUACACAAAUUCGUGCAGCUUCUAGUCAUUGGCUAAAACACAAGAAAAUAACAUCUAAAUGUCCAAUUUUCGAGCAUUUAUGCACGCAUUUUGUUAAUUCUGCACAAACUCUCAGAAUUAUUGAAUUUAAACCCGAAUUCGAUGCCAUUGUCAACGUGAAUAUAUUUACGCUUCCUAAUGCUUCAAGCAGUCUUUAUUAUAUCAGAGAAUUCGAUUGUUACGGUGAGCCAAUCGAUAAUUUGUACGCGACUGCCGCAAAUGUUGCCACAAUGAUCAAAAACUUAAGAAUAUCACUCGUACAUGGCUGUCCAAUUAUGUCAACAACUUUGAAUGAUAUAUCAACUUUAAUCAAGUCACAGAGACAACUUGAAAAAUUUUAUGUGAAUAAUAGAAUCGGUUGUUUUUGUUGUCCACAAGAUCUUUCUAUGGCAUUAAAUUUAACAAAUGUAUUUAGUUCGCUUGGUUCACAAGCAAAAAAUUUGUUAUCUUGCCACUUUUUUUCUAUCAACUUCCACAAUGAUUUUCCCUUAAAACAACUAGCUGAAUGUCAAAAUCUUCAAGAAUUAAUUAUUUCAAGAUGUUGGAAUUUUGGAACUCUCGAUUACUCUAAUGUUCAUCUGAAAUCAUUUGCACGUUUAAGUACUAUCGAAUUAAUAUUAUCUAUUAUCCCUGAUAUGUUGGUCAAGACUUUUCUCAUUCAAUCUGGUAGAUCUCUGAGAAAAAUUAAGUUUGAACAACAUUCUUUGCACGGAACUUUUUCUGAGACACUUCAAUUCUGCGCUGAAAAUAAUCAAAAUAUCACAAAUAUAUUGGCUUUUAUUUAUCCCGAAGAAAUUUACAAACUUCCAAUGUUUUUCAGUGCCUGCCAGCAAUUAGAGCAGCUCGAACUUUGGGACAAAAACACUCCUAAUCGAAGAGGAUAUGAGGAUUUACAUUAUUCUAUGAGGACUGUUGAAACAAUUGACGUUAAUGAAAUCUUACCACGCCUUGGAACUGCAAUUCCCCGUUCUUUGGUAAAUUUUAAGAUAAACAUGAAGUGGUCUUUUACUUCUGCUUCACUUGAAAACUUUCUCCACGCUUGUCAAGCCCCAUUGGAAUCUUUGAGUUUUGAACAUUGUGAAUGUUUUUCUGAAGAGCAUUUGGAAACUGUUAUUCAAUCGUUAAAGACACCUCUAAAACUUUUAAAUAUCAUGCAUGCAAAUUUUGAAGUUACGUCAAAGAUUCGCGUAAGGGUGAAAUACAUGAUCAAAACUAUUCUUAACAAGCCGGCUCAUAGUCUUUAA